CUAGUAAAACCAUCAUAAUAAUUAAGUAAUUACAUUAUGAUUUUGGACUAAGUAAACAUAAAACUUUGACUAGUUCAUGAAGUGAGUUAAUGCAUCUUGUUGACUAUGGAGAUAUGCAUGAAACUAACUUUUAAUUCUUGGAAUCUAUUUAUAUUUCUUCAUUUUUCAGAUUUGGAAAAGUAGAUUUUCUCGGAAACAGAGAAUUCAAAAGUUGCACCGCCAUCUCUUCGGAUAUUUUUGAUUGUUCACAUUCAGAUUCAAACUCGAUUCCGAUGAAGGAAACCUCAAACAACGGUCAAUAUAGUCUCGAGAAGACUCUCCCGCCUCAUCCUCACCUACCGAAACUCGAGCCGCCACGUGGCACUCGCGUCUCGUCAGAAGAAGCGACGCAUCAGUCGUUCACCGUCGAUAUGAUGAAACUCAUCCGUCAAAGCCGUAACGCGAUCUCCAAACGUAUCUCGAUUCUACACGAGAACGGCGCCGUUUCGAAGAAGGAUCUCGACGAAUCCGACGUGUCGGAGUUCGAAAUCUCCGGAGUCAAGGUCCUCGUGAAGCUGAAAAGCGAAGAGGAGAUCCGAGGCCGUAUCACCUUCUUCUCGAGAUCUAACUGCCGAGACUCCACCGCCGUCCGAUCGUUUCUCCGGGAACGAGGCUUCGAUUUCUCGGAGAUCAACAUCGACGUCUACGGGCACAGAGAGCGCGAGCUGAUCGAGAGAACAGGGAGCUCUCAGGUCCCUCAGAUCUUCUUCAACGAGAAACACUUCGGAGGAUUGAUGGCGUUGAAUUGGCUGAGAAACAGCGGAGAAUUCGAUCGGAGGAUCAAGGAGUUGCUGGCGGAGAAGUGUUGCGGCGAUGCGCCGGCGCCGGUGAUGUACGGUUUCGACGAGGAGGGAGAGGGCGGCGGGGUGGAUGAGAUGAUGAGUUUCGUUAGGGUUUUGAGGCAGAAGCUGCCGAUUAAGGAUCGGCUGAUGAAGAUGAAGAUCGUCAAAAACUGUUUCUCCGGCGCCGAGGUGGUGGAGAUAUUGAUUCAUCACUUGGAUUGCGGGAGGAAGCAGGCCGUCGAAAUUGGCAAGAAACUAGCCAAGAAACACUUUAUCCACCAUGUCUUUGGAGAAAAUGACUUUGAAGACGGAACCCAUUACUACCGUCUCCUUGAGCAGAGCCAUUUAUUUCAAACUGUUACAAUUUUAGAGGCUCUACAAAUGACAUGGAGCCCCAAGAUGCAGUCAUGGUUGGUCAGAAGCUAUUCAAAAUCAUGA
Brassica napus (rape) is the source of this 1259-nucleotide messenger RNA. RefSeq lists its product as uncharacterized. The transcript has 3 exons. NCBI's taxonomy places the organism in Eukaryota, Viridiplantae, Streptophyta, Magnoliopsida, Brassicales, Brassicaceae. The coding region runs from base 273 to 1259 and encodes 328 amino acids. The record is from RefSeq and is a predicted model, not a curated record. Gene Ontology annotation, biological process: intracellular signal transduction.